Molecule: messenger RNA, 1750 nt
Organism: Cyprinus carpio (common carp)
Lineage: Eukaryota; Metazoa; Chordata; Actinopteri; Cypriniformes; Cyprinidae
Product: histone acetyltransferase KAT5
Exons: 9
Coding region: 60-1073 (337 amino acids)
Source: RefSeq, a predicted model, not a curated record
GGUGUUCCAGAAUAACAAGCCCUCGCUGCUCACACCGUCUCUUUUGGCCGCCAGGAGAGAUGGUAAAGGUGUUCCAGAAUAACAACCCUCGCUGCUCCACCGUCUUUUUGCCGCCAGGAGAGGAUUCCCAGGACAGUUCUGAUGGCAUCCCCUCUGCCCCUCGCAUGACUGGUAGUUUGGUGUCGGACCGAAGUCACGAUGACAUCGUCACACGAAUGAAGAACAUAGACUGUAUUGAGCUGGGCCGGCACAGGUUAAAGCCGUGGUACUUCUCUCCAUACCCACAGGAGCUCACAACCCUCCCCAUCCUCUACCUUUGUGAAUUCUGUCUUAAGUACCUCAAGAGCCUCAAGUGUCUACAGAGGCACCUGACAAAAUGCAACCUUAGACACCCGCCAGGAAAUGAGAUCUAUCGCAAAGGAACUAUAUCCUUUUUUGAAAUAGAUGGCAGGAAAAACAAGACAUAUUCACAAAAUUUGUGUUUACUGGCCAAAUGCUUCCUGGACCACAAGACACUGUACUAUGACACAGAUCCUUUCCUCUUCUACGUUAUGACAGAGUAUGACUCAAAGGGUUUCCACAUAGUUGGCUACUUCUCCAAGGAAAAGGAAUCAACAGAAGACUAUAAUGUGGCCUGCAUUUUGACUUUACCACCUUACCAGAGAAGAGGCUAUGGCAAACUACUUAUUGAGUUUAGUUAUGAGCUCUCGAAAGUGGAAGGAAAAACGGGUACUCCAGAGAAGCCUCUGUCUGAUCUGGGUCUGCUCUCCUACCGCUCAUACUGGUCUCAGACAAUUCUGGAGAUCCUCAUGAACCUCAAAUCAGAGAACGGAGAACGGCCACAGAUCACAAUCAAUGAAAUCAGUGAGAUCACCAGUGUCAAGAAAGAGGAUGUGAUAUCAACUCUUCAAUACCUUAACCUCAUCAAUUAUUAUAAGGGUCAGUAUAUCCUCAACUUAUCAGAGGACAUAGUGGAAGGUCAUGAACGGGCCAUGCAGAAGCGUCACCUCCGUAUUGACCCCAAAUGUUUGCAUUUUACUCCUAAAGACUGGAGCAAGAGGGGCAAGUGGUGAAGACCGUAAGAGGACUGCUGGCAUGCAGCUGAUGUGCCAAAUGCCCUGCUCACAAAGGAAUUCAGUUCAAGACCCUGUAACUGUUCCAUAUACAGACUUAACUUGAAAAUGAGUUUGUAAAAGAAGACAGAGACAGUUUAAUAUUGUUAAAGAUUCCACAGUACACAUCUGCAUGUUAUGUGACCUAAUCUUACAAAUUUCAUAAUUCUGUGAAAUUCAUGUCAGUCUGUUACUUGUUAAAUGUCUUUUUCAAUGGAAAAUUCUCUCCCACCAUUUCAACAAAUCAUCAUGAAUAUGAAUAUUCGUUUGCAUUGUUAAACUCUUCUCGACUUUGCUGCAUUGCUGGAUACGCCUACAUCAUGUCACCAAUGAUCACUGCCACUUGUGUUGCUGGAAAUCGCCAGCUCUUCAGUGAAAAUGAAUUGAAUCGUGUCACACCUUGUCCCUCUGUGUUGCUGAAUUGGUCCUUACAAUGUCAUUGUGUUGUACAUAACAUAGACUUAAAAUAAAUGUCUUUUCUACACUGGUAUUGCAUGGGUCUAGGGUCAAAUUCAAAGGAAUAUAUUUGAAUACCUCUACAGUUAUUUCUUUUUUUUUUUUUAACUGAAUGUUAACCAGCAAAACACUGUCUGCAAAAUAUUGUCAUCUUUUAGGUAAAUAAACAAUUGAAAAUCUUG